AUGUCUCUAUCACGAUCAUCAACACGACAAGUACAUACUGUUUUGGGUGGUGGUAUACGAUAUGAAACAGUUGAACUUGUUCUAUCAGCAAUACCUAAUUUUGAAUUGAAACAAAAAGGACGUAUUCUUCAUUUGUUUGCAGAGGCACUCGAUGAACGACAAAAUAAUCUUGAUACUUUUUUUGUUCAUAAUCAAACUAAUACAUCAUUAGCAGAACCAUUUGCAUUUGAAUCACAAAUUGAUACUGAUACAUAUCCAAUUGAUCUAUCUGCAAGAUCAACAGAUGAAAUAUUCCAUCCAUUAAUUGAAUCAGAUAAUAAUAUGUCAAAUGAAACUGUUCCAUCAUUAGCUGUUCCCAAUGAAAAAAAUCAGUCUGAAAUACAUCCUUGUCAUCAACAACAAUUAAAUUGGACAUCAGUAAAAGAUCCAAUAAAUAUUAAAAAAGAAGCUGUAACACCACCAAAAACAAAACGACGUCAAUCAAAAACUUCAUCUAAUUCAAAACAAAAAAAAUUAUCUUCAAUACCAUCAAUGCGUCAAAUGACAAUGACACAAUUAUUUGAUCCAAUGGAAUCGCCUAAAUCAACCAGAACAUCCAUUUCGACUUCUAUAAAACAAGAACCAGAAACACUUGGCAAUGAUACAAUAAUGUAUAUGCCAGAAUCACUUAUCGGUUUAGCUCAACCAUCGGAAUCAAUAUCUGAUAAUGAAAAUGAUCAACACAAUUUAUCCGAUUUAUUGGCAUCUAUUAAACAAAGUAAAAUAUCAAAUUCACCUUCAUUGAAACGUAAAUAUAUUCCUUCACCAAUUGUGAAUAAUUCCAUACCUCAACAAACAAUAGCAACAACAACAACAACAACAACAACAGAUGAAGAAGAAAAUAUUCAAAAUGAAGCUCUUAUUGAAUCUCCUUAUGCUGGUAUUGAAAAUGAAGAAUUACUUUAUGCUUGUUCAAUGUGUCGUAAUUAUUGGCUUGGUUUACCUAAAGAACUUCGUCAUAAACAAGGUUUAACAUGUCGUCAUAGACAACGACCAGUUGUUCAUACACCAGAACAUUUUUGGUCAUUAGGUGUUCCUAGUACACAAACUUGUAUUGAACGUGGUUAUGGUGGUGUUCUUCCACCAGAUAAACCAAUUGAAAGACCAAGAAGACCAAGACGACAAUAUCAACGAAGAUUACAAGAACGACAACAUCAACAACAGAAUGAUGAUAAUGAUGAAGAAGAAUAG
Molecule: messenger RNA, 1230 nt
Organism: Rotaria sp. Silwood1
Lineage: Eukaryota; Metazoa; Rotifera; Eurotatoria; Philodinida; Philodinidae
Source: the annotation of a GenBank genome assembly